AUGGCGAGGUCGAGUUCGGCUCGGGGUAAGAGCCCGCAGCCUCCAGUCGCCACCAAGAGCAAGGCAAGGAAGAACACUUCGUACAAGUCAGACGGAGUCGAGGACAACGACGUCUUCCUUCUCCCUGUGUCCGACUAUGUUGUUUCGUUUCUCCUGACGGUGCUGGCCGCCAUUGUGCGUGUCUUCCGAAUCUAUCAACCCAGCAGCGUGGUCUUUGACGAGGUGCACUUUGGCGGCUUCGCAUCGAAAUACAUCAAGGGGAAAUUCUUCAUGGACGUACAUCCGCCAUUGGCCAAGAUGCUCAUUGCGUUGACGGGCUGGCUGGCUGGCUUUGAUGGCAACUUUGAUUUCAAAGACAUCGGCAAAGACUAUCUCGAGCCUGGUGUCCCAUACGUCGCCAUGCGACUAUUCCCCGCGGUCUGCGGUAUUCUCUUGGUUCCAUGCAUGUUCUUCACUCUCAAGGCUGUCGGUUGCCGUACCAUGACCGCCGCCAUGGGAGCAUCGCUGAUUAUCUUUGAGAACGGUCUCCUGACACAAGCCCGAUUGAUCUUGCUCGAUUCCCCCUUGGUCGCCGCCACUGCCUUCACCGCCCUCGCCUUCUCCUGCUUCACGAACCAACAUGAGCUUGGCCCUGCCAAGGCCUUCCAGCCUGCCUGGUGGUUCUGGCUCGCCAUGACCGGUCUGGGAUUGGGUAUCACUGUCAGCAUCAAAUGGGUUGGCUUGUUCACCAUUGCCUGGGUAGGCGCGUUGACUCUGCUUCAGCUCUGGGUCCUUUUGGGCGACAACAAGAACGUCACCAUGCGACUUUGGUGCAAACACCUGAUGGCUCGGGCUUUCUGCCUCAUCAUUAUUCCCGUCACCUUCUACAUGGCCAUGUUCGCUAUUCACUUCCUCUGCCUGGUCAACCCAGGCGAGGGCGAUGGCUUCAUGAGCUCCGAGUUCCAGGCAACUCUCAACAACAAGGGCAUGAAUGAUGUUGCUGCCGACGUCGCAUUUGGCAGCCGCGUGAGCAUCCGCCACGUCAACACCCAGGGCGGCUACCUCCAUUCCCAUCCUCUGAUGUAUCCCACCGGUAGCAAACAGCAACAGAUCACCCUGUAUCCCCACAAGGACGAAAACAACCUGUGGCUUCUUGAGAACCAGACUCAGCCUCUUGGCGUAGAUGGACAGCCUCUCAACGGUACAGCUGUAUGGGACAACCUGCCUAACGGUCCGGUCUUCAUUGAAGAUGGUGCCGUGCUGAGACUGUACCACACUCCAACGCACCGCCGCCUCCACUCGCACGACGUUCGCCCGCCCAUCACUGAGGCCGACUGGCAGAAUGAGGUUUCCGCUUACGGAUAUGAAGGCUUCGAAGGUGAUGCCAACGACUAUUUCCGUGUCGAGAUUGUUAAGAAGCAGUCCCAUGGUGCCGCUGCCAAGGAACGUCUCCGUACAAUCGAGACCAAAUUCCGUCUCGUCCACGUCAUGACUGGCUGUGUCUUAUUCUCUCACAAGGUCAAACUCCCCGAUUGGGCCUCGGAGCAACAGGAGGUGACUUGCGCUCGUGGCGGCAGUGUGCCCAACAGCCUGUGGUAUAUUGAGCACAACGAUCACCCGCAGCAUGGAGAAAAUACUGAAAAGGUCAAUUACCGCAACCCUGGCUUCUUUGGCAAGUUCAUCGAGCUCCAACAGGUCAUGUGGACUACCAACGCAGGUCUGACUGAUUCUCAUGCUUGGGACUCUCGCCCCGAGUCUUGGCCCAUUCUCCGUCGCGGUAUCAAUUUCUGGGGCAAGAACCACACUCAGAUUUACCUCAUUGGCAACCCUGUUAUCUGGUGGGCGUCUUCCAUUGCCAUUGUCGUCUGGGUUCUGUUCAAGGGCGUUGCCAUCCUGAGAUGGCAGCGUAGCUGCAAUGACUAUGCCAACCCAACCUUCAAGCGAUUUGACUACGAGCUGGGUACUUCGGUUCUUGGUUGGGCUCUGCACUACUUCCCCUUCUAUCUCAUGCAGCGUCAGCUCUUCUUGCACCACUACUUCCCUGCUCUCUACUUCGCCAUCAUCGCUCUUAGCCAGCUGUUCGACUUUUUGACUGUUCGAGUCCCGGGCGUCAAGUCCAAGGAUGCGGCUAUUGUAAACAAGGCGGCCGCCAUACUCUUCCUUGUCCUGUCGAUUGCCGCGUUCACCCUUCUUGCUCCUCUUGCCUACGGCAAUAGCUGGACCAAGGCCGACUGCAAGCAAGUCAAGUUGUUCAACACCUGGGAUUGGGACUGCAACAAUUUCUUUGACCGCUACGACGAAUACACUUCUCGAAGCACUGAAGAGCUGAGCGCGUCACUUUCCGACAUUCCCAGCAUCCCCAGCUCUCCUGCCCCCGCCGACCAGAAGGCCGAGGAGACGCCGGUCGUCGAAGACAAGCAUGCGGGAGUCUCAGAAAAGCCCGCACCCUCGGGACCCAAGAUCCUCAGCCAAGAGGAGAGGAUUGAGUACCGCGACCAAGACGGCAACCUCCUCAACGAAGAGCAAAUCAAGGAGCUCCAAGGCAAAGUGAAAUUCGAGACCAAGUACGAGACGCGAACCCGCGUCGUCGACGAACAGGGCAACGAGCUCCCCGUCCCAGAAGGCGGAUGGCCCGCCGACAUGGGCGCCGGCGUAGCUCCUCCGCACCCCGACAUCCACGGCGUAGACCAAGAAACCGUCAAGGACCAGAACGCCGAAGCCCCCAAGGACGCAGCCGCCAGCCGUGACGGCGAGAAGGAAGCCGAGCGAUCCAGAGCCAAGCCCGCCAGCGAAGGUCAGGAAGCCACCGUCCGCGACGAAUUGUAA
Molecule: messenger RNA, 2805 nt
Organism: Pochonia chlamydosporia 170
Lineage: Eukaryota; Fungi; Ascomycota; Sordariomycetes; Hypocreales; Clavicipitaceae
Product: protein mannosyltransferase 1
Exons: 4
Coding region: 1-2805 (934 amino acids)
Biological process (GO): protein O-linked glycosylation via mannose
Cellular component (GO): membrane; endoplasmic reticulum
Molecular function (GO): dolichyl-phosphate-mannose-protein mannosyltransferase activity
Source: RefSeq, a predicted model, not a curated record